AUGCCAGCUCCAUUUGAAAAAGGUUCAGAAAAGAAAGGUGCCACUUUGUUCAAGACCAGAUGCUUGCAAUGCCACACCGUCGAAAAGGGCGGUCCUAACAAGGUUGGUCCAAACUUGCACGGUGUUUUCGGCAGACAAUCGGGUCACGCUGAGGGUUACUCCUACACCGAGGCCAACAAGAAGAAAGGUGUCGUUUGGUCCGAGCAGACCAUGUCUGACUACUUGGAGAACCCCAAGAAGUACAUCCCAGGCACCAAGAUGGCUUUCGGUGGUUUGAAGAAGCCAAAGGACAGAAACGAUUUGAUCACCUACUUGCACAAGGCUACUUCCGAGUAA
Messenger RNA from Lodderomyces beijingensis, 336 nucleotides. The record is from the annotation of a GenBank genome assembly. NCBI's taxonomy places the organism in Eukaryota, Fungi, Ascomycota, Pichiomycetes, Serinales, Debaryomycetaceae.